Messenger RNA from Styela clava, 3012 nucleotides. RefSeq lists its product as uncharacterized. The record is from RefSeq and is a predicted model, not a curated record. Lineage: Eukaryota; Metazoa; Chordata; Ascidiacea; Stolidobranchia; Styelidae.
UUGCAGUUUAAUAUGAAAAGUUGGAUUAAUAAUUUAGCGUACUGUGUAUUUAAGUUUUCUCUCGUGGCCGAUAUUCUUCCGGGGCUAUAAAAUAUAAAAUGGAGAAGACACUUUAAUAGCAUAUUUUAUUAAGGAUAUGGAUACUUAACACACCAUGAAAAGGCAUACGGCUUAUUUCAAUAUUUGUGAAGGGAGGUAACAUUUAAUUAUUCCAAACGCAGACAUUUUGAUAGAUUUGAACGUGAGUAAAUGAACUUUAGAUAAUCAUCAUCAAACUAAAUCGAGAAAAUUAAUCAACAGGUAACAGGUCUUCGGGCAUGACUUGUAAGGUUGGCGACAAAUAAUGACUCUUCUAGCCGCAGUUGUUCAAUAUUGUGGUAGGCGUCUCCAGUUGAUUAUAUCAAAUCAAGCUACACGUAAUUUUUAUAUUCAUCGACAUAAUUGUGUUAUAACAUUAUAUCAGUGCUUAUCAUACGUUCAUGAUAAUAUCAAUCUAAUUGAAAAUGUUAAUAUAUUUGUUAUCGACAAUAAACUAAUUCUAGUAUUACAGUUUGUAGCAAACCUAGCACAUAUAUUUUUUUACUUUUGCUUUUUCGAGAACAACUCGGUUCGAGAGAGUGAUACAAAAGGAUCGUACGCCCUGCUCGCCUACGCUCUUGCCGUCACAUUUUUUCUCGAGCGUUUUCACGUUCUCUAACGCAGUUAAUUUCUAUUUUUAAAUAUAUAUGUAUUGUUGAAUAGCAAUAGGAAAAAAUACGUUGAGCGUCCGUAUCACGAGCGAGUGUAUAAAAGAGACGAUCGGGUUGCGAGGUUAACAUUCAAAGACGUUGCGACUAUUGUGAACAGAGCUUUUACGAGCAUUACAAAGAUAUACGCAACUAAUUGCUUUUAUACUACGAAUCUUUUAUAAAACAAUUUCAAUCAAACACUUCAAGAUGUGCAAACUUCAAAUUAUUCUUUUCGUUGUGAUCUGUUGUAUCGCGUAUGGGUCAACUAGACCAACUACAGAAGAUGGAAGUCGAAAAGUAUCAAAACACGACAGAUCUUCUGCAGCUAGGCGACAUGCCGAUGUUAACAUCUCAAGUCAUGUUGCCCGAAAAAUGCAUGAACGCAGAAGAAUGAAAAUGCUUGCGAGACUUAUCGCAGCAGCUGAAGAUGGAAAGAACAUAAGUGUUGAGGUGCUUCCUGACAAGUCCUCCAUCCCAAGUCACAAGGACACAUCAGAGAGACUUCUGUCGCACUUGAACGGCGCGAAAAGAGAUGACAAUUUACGCGUUCGGGUUGUGGAUCAGCGACCCGUGACCGCCCCACGUCACAUCAACGAGUUCAUCAAUUUGGCCGACAGCCUGCGGCAACAAGCUGCCAUGGCAAAAACUUGCCUCGAACUUCAAAAAACAAUAUUAAAAUUGCCUUCCGUUAGAAUAAAGGUGAAGUGCAAGACAACUUCUCCUAGCAGGUCGACACCAGUUGCCAAAUCUUUUCCAAAACCACAGGCUCUCAUGUCGCACGGAUAUACCGCAUACAGAUCCAACAGAAGGUCAUACAUUAAUGGAAGAGGAAGGAAUCGACAUGGCGGACUGAACAGACGACAUACGCCAUACAGACGCUACUACAGGGGCUAGGCGCAUUCUUUCAUUCAAAACUGAUUCAUCAUCAAACGAGGAUGAUUUCGUUAAAAUCGUUGAAAAACGUUUUUGCGACUUUUUGCUUUGAAAUUCAAUACGAGUAGGAAUCAUGAAGACAAGAUAAUAAUUGCCCCUUUCUUCUCUUAUUCAAAAUCCAAGUAUCUUGUUUGUCCACAUUGUAUUUUAUGUUUCCUGAAGUUUCAGCUGUUUGUAACUGUGCCUUAGUCCACGUAAUGACUUACACUGCCGACAAUCAAUCCAGCGGCUCUUUAUUGAAUGUUCGGGUCUCUGGUUUGAUUGUGGUUUGGUAGAGUGUCACUGUUAUCGAGUUGUAUGUGAAAGAAACUUCUGAAAAUUUCCUAUUUUAGUUUUGGUGUAGUAUUGCAUGGUGUUACCUUCAUAACGCACGUAUCUAUAUGCGUGUAUAAUCCAGUACGACAUUUUAUUUUUUCGUAUAACUCAACGUUUCUGAGCAUUUUUGUCUUUUUGUAAAUAUUCUUACUCACAUUUUUCAUUUCUUCGAAACAUCUAGAAUAAUACGGCUUCAAAGUAGCGUAUUCCCCUCAAAACUAAAUUAGAAACAGCAUUUCGAAACUACGUCACGACCAGCUUUGCGCAAGCCCCUAUCAGUGACAGCAUCUGAAAGAAGACCUAUCCUAUAAAAUCCUGUGAUGUGCAAAGCAUUUAAACACGGAGAUUAUGUUUAUGCGCUUGAAUAGUAUAAUGCUUUGUCAUUUUAUUUUGGGAUAAAAUUUGAAAAACUGUGGUAGAGGAAUGUUUCGCUAAAAAUUUCUUGGUGAUAGUCAAACUUUGCAUUGGAAACCAACAACCACCUUUCUUCAAAAACGCAAAUUUGACAAAAUAACUUUUAAUUCGAACUAAAAAAGCAGAAACCGCUGUAUAAUUUUGAUAUUAUUACCUUUACACAAUAUUCAAUCUACAUGAAAAUAUUAAACAAAGGCAAAGGGAAAAUGACUAACGCAUAGUGGGGGUUUUCAUUUUACUCCAAACCCUGAAUUGACGUCAAGAAGAACGAACAAAUAUUGCUCAUUGCUUUAAUACAUAUUUCUGUUAUCUGAUGUUUUUCAAAAUGUAAAGAUUGGGUAAUAAGGAAAAUUACAAGGGUUUUUCUUUGGAAAAUUUGUAAAAAUUUACUAAUGUUCACUGUAUCACUAUAUUCUUAUAUUGGACAAACUAAAAUCAGAAGUGGUGUUAACGAAAUUUAUUUGUCCGUGGUGGUACGUUUAUUGUGGAAUUUGUUUAUUAUUGUUCAUUUAUGUUUUUAUUAUACUAUAGCUGAAUUUUAAACAUAUAUGUUGCUUUAACGCAUCUUCAUCUUAAUAACAAAGUUGUAGAGUUGUGAGCCUGGCCGUUUUGGCGAAACAUG